Molecule: messenger RNA, 307 nt
Organism: Ascoidea rubescens DSM 1968
Lineage: Eukaryota; Fungi; Ascomycota; Saccharomycetes; Ascoideales; Ascoideaceae
Exons: 1
Coding region: 99-254 (51 amino acids)
Source: RefSeq, a predicted model, not a curated record
CAACGGCCGCAGAAGCUGCUUCAAACGCAGGCAGACGCGCUAGUAUGCUCAGCGCGUUGUAGGUUUAGCGCUGGCAAAGUGCGUUCAAUGCGUGUUGAAUGCGUGCUUCUUACCAGAUAAUUCACCUUUGUGUUUUUGCGCUUGUACCGCUGCGUUCCGCACCGUCGCCAUCGAAAGCACCACGACAGUGGAACAGCCGUGCUUCUCGUUCUCCACGACCCUCUCGAGCAUAUCUAGAAAGUCCCAAGCAAUAAUAUGGCCUCUGUGUUGAACUCUUUCUAGCGCCAUUGCAAUGCGACACAGUAUA